AUGUCUUCCGCGAAUUUUAUCAAAUCGCCUGAUAAGGCAUCAGGCACCCAAAACAGUCAACAACGUCACCCAUCUUAUGCUCAUGCUACGCGUGCUCAUCCUCCUAUAAAGGAGUCUCUGAUAUCAAAAGAUACUGACAAUACCAUCCGUUCCAGAGUAUGGAAGGUUGGUGGUUCCCCAGCUUCUUGUCCUAGCAUGUUUUUCGACUUCACGUCUCGCCCCGAAAACCGCGCUGCUCUACUUUGCUAUAUCAACGAAUGCUAUCCAGACAAUUGUGGUGUACGUCUUCAUUCUGAUCAAUCACGCCGCAUUGUUGAGCUCUUCCUUCCCACAUCCAAGCAGUGUGAAGAGACAUCUGUAACAGGCAUCACCUUUGAUGAUGGUGAAUGUAUUCUUGCCUCAAAGCCCAUUUCCGCUGAUACCCGUUUAGUGCAUCUUCAACUCUCCGAUCUUCCAUUCACUACACUAGACAAAUUAAGACUUGGUCUUCGCAAAUCCCUGGCACCUUAUGGUAGCCUUAGUGACUAUGGCAUCUUCCGUGAUCAUGCAUCAAACCUCUUCAUGGGACGAGGUUACGCUACCUUGAAAAUCCCAGCCAACUACAAGUACAAGCAGCUUUCCCACACUAUCCCUUGGCUUACAUCAGAUGAUUCGUUCCACGCCACUUGGGCUGAAAUGCCGCUACACUGCCUUCGUUGUCACACAGCUGGUCAUGCGACCUCUGCUUGUCCCCGCCAUCCUAGCCGUAGCCGUCUUUGUUGGACCUGUGGCCAACCAGGUCACCGAGCAGCCCAAUGUACCAACCGUCAAGUCAAGCCUACACCUGAUACUUAUAACCCACCUACACCAUCAUCGCCUUCAUCGUAUUCAGUCAAUAGCUCAAAUUCAGAUAUCUCCAUGCUCAGCGUUGAUCCUUCGCCUUUUGAAAGCCACAAUGAUGCCAUUAUUAGUGACUUUAUCCCCGAUGACCAAAUUGAUCUCAAACCUCAGCCUCCUUCCCCUGAUCGAGACGCCAUGGUACAGCACGUUGAAAAGCGUUAUCCUAUGUCCGACCACGCUAAGACCAUUAUUGCCUCCUUAUCGAUUCCUGAACUUGAACGUCUUUGUCACACUUUGAAAGAUCAAGGUAAAUCUUUGUCUUCGUCCACACCAACUACUCUUUCCUCGGUGAGUUCCCUGUCAAAGGGGAACAAUGAUCCAACAUAA
Molecule: messenger RNA, 1206 nt
Organism: Lichtheimia ornata
Lineage: Eukaryota; Fungi; Mucoromycota; Mucoromycetes; Mucorales; Lichtheimiaceae
Exons: 1
Coding region: 1-1206 (401 amino acids)
Molecular function (GO): nucleic acid binding; zinc ion binding
Source: RefSeq, a predicted model, not a curated record